AGUCUGGAUCCCUGACCCUGAAGAAGUAUGGCGCUCAGCUGAAUUAAUCAAGGACUACAAGGAAGGAGAGAAGAGCCUCCAGCUCAAACUUGAAGAUGAAACUAUCCAGGAGUAUCCAGUUGAUGUCCAAAAGAACCAGCUGCCUUUCUUACGGAAUCCGGAUAUUUUGGUGGGAGAAAAUGACCUCACUGCCCUUAGCUAUCUGCAUGAGCCUGCAGUUUUGCAUAAUCUAAAGGUCCGUUUCCUGGAGUCGAAUCACAUCUACACUUACUGUGGUAUUGUGCUCGUUGCCAUUAAUCCAUAUGAACAGUUGCCAAUCUAUGGACAGGAUGUCAUCUAUGCUUACAGUGGCCAAAAUAUGGGUGACAUGGACCCCCACAUCUUUGCUGUGGCAGAAGAAGCCUACAAGCAGAUGGCCAGAGAUGAGAAGAACCAGUCCAUCAUAGUCAGCGGGGAGUCUGGAGCCGGGAAGACAGUGUCAGCCAAGUAUGCCAUGCGUUAUUUUGCCACAGUUGGCGGCUCAGCCAAUGAAACCAACAUUGAAGAGAAGGUCCUGGCGUCCAGUCCCAUCAUGGAGGCCAUUGGAAAUGCUAAAACCACUCGUAAUGACAACAGCAGUCGCUUUGGAAAGUACAUUCAGAUUGGCUUUGAUAAAAGGUACCACAUCAUUGGGGCCAACAUGAGGACCUACCUGUUGGAAAAGUCCAGAGUGGUCUUUCAGGCAGACGAUGAGCGGAAUUACCACAUCUUUUACCAGCUCUGUGCUGCUGCCAGUGUUCCGGAAUUUAAGGAGCUUGCCCUAACAUGUGCCGAGGACUUUUUCUAUACAUCCCAGGGAGGAGACACGUCCAUCGAGGGUAUAGAUGAUGCUGAAGACUUUGAGAAGACUCGACAAGCCUUCACCCUUCUCGGAGUGAGAGAAUCCCAUCAGAUAAGCAUUUUUAAGAUAAUUGCUUCUAUCCUGCACCUUGGAAAUGUGGAGAUUAAGUCUGAACGCGAUGGUGAUUCCUGUAGUAUAUCACCCCAGGAUGAACACCUAAACAACUUCUGCCAACUGCUAGGGGUGGAGCACAGUCAGAUGAUGCACUGGCUGUGCCACUGCAAGCUGGUCACCACCUCUGAGACCUAUGUCAAGACCAUGUCCCUGCAGCAGGUGGUCAAUGCACGCAACGCCCUGGCCAAGCACAUCUACGCCCAGCUGUUUGCCUGGAUUGUGGAGCACAUCAACAAGGCCCUGCACACCUCCCACAAGCAACACUCCUUCAUCGGAGUCCUGGACAUCUAUGGGUUUGAGACAUUCGAGGUAAACAGCUUUGAGCAGUUUUGUAUCAACUAUGCUAAUGAAAAGCUGCAGCAGCAGUUCAACUCGCAUGUAUUCAAACUGGAGCAAGAAGAAUACAUGAAGGAGCAGAUUCCUUGGACUUUGAUUGACUUUUAUGAUAACCAACCUUGUAUUGACCUCAUAGAAGCUAAGCUGGGUAUCUUGGACCUGUUGGAUGAAGAAUGUAAGGUUCCCAAAGGUACUGACCAGAACUGGGCUCAAAAACUCUAUGACCGACACUCCAGCAGCCAGCACUUCCAGAAACCUCGCAUGUCCAACACAUCCUUCAUUGUAGUCCACUUUGCAGAUAAGGUGGAGUACCAUUCAGAUGGUUUUCUGGAGAAAAACAGAGACACAGUCAAUGAAGAACAGAUCAACAUCCUGAAGGCCAGCAAGGUAAAGAACAUCAGAAACUUUGAUCCCAGGAGAGCAGUGCAGCAGCUCAGAGCCUGUGGGGUGUUGGAGACAAUUCGUAUCAGCGCUGCUGGCUACCCCUCCAGGUGGGCCUACCAUGACUUCUUCAACCGAUACCGGGUGCUUAUCAAAAAGCACGAGCUCGCCAACACGGACAAAAAGGCCAUCUGCAAGUCUGUCCUGGAGAACCUCAUCAAGGAUCCCGACAAGUUCCAGUUCGGCCGCACCAAGAUCUUCUUUCGAGCAGGCCAGGUGGCAUACCUGGAGAAGCUUCGGGCUGACAAGCUGGCUGAGCAUCUGCGGCAGACCAGGGCAGCUUUGGUGUUCCAGAAGCAGUACCGGAUGCACAGGGCCCGCCUGGCCUACCAGCGUGUCCACAGGGCUGCUGUGGUCAUCCAAGCCUUCACUCGGGGCAUGUUUGUGCGGAGAAUCUACCACCAGAACAAAGAGUUCAAGACAUUGUCAGAACAGUUGUCUGUGGUCACCUCCACACAUGCCAUGGAGGUGGGGAAGCUGAAGAAGGAGCUGGCACAGUACCAGCAGAGCCAGGGUGUGGACACCAGCCUGAGGCUGCAGGAGGAGGUGGAGAGCCUGCGGACGGAGCUGCAGAAGGCCCACUCAGAGCGCAAAGUCCUGGAGGAUGCUCACACCAGGGAGAAAGAUGAGCUGAGAAAGCGAGUGGCAGACCUGGAGCAAGAAAAUGCUCUCUUGAAGGAUGAGAAAGAACAGCUUAACAACCAAAUCCUGUGCCAAUCUAAAGAUGGAUUUGCUGAGAACUCUGUCAAGGAAAAUCUGAUGAAAGAUCUGGAGGAGGAGCGGACCCGGUACCAGAACCUCGUGAAGGAAUAUUCACAGUUGGAGCAGAGAUAUGACAACCUUCAGGAUGAGAUGACCAUCAUAAAGCAAACUCCAGGCCACAGGCGGAACCCAUCAAACCAAAGUAGCUUAGAAUCUGACUCUAAUUACCCCUCCAUCUCGACAUCUGAGAUCGGAGACACAGAGGAUGCCCUCCAACCGGUGGAUGAAAUCGGCCUGGAGAAGGCGGCCAUGGACAUGACAGUCUUCCUGAAGCUGCAGAAGAGAGUGCGAGAGCUGGAGCAGGAGAGGAAGAAGCUGCAAGUGCAACUGGAGAAGCGAGAGCAGCAGGACAGCAAGAAAGUCCAGGUGCGAGGAGGGGUUGCCAGCCCUCAGAGCGUGCCUCGGGGUACUGGGAUCAAAGCAGAUCCAGCUCACUUCUCCCAGGGGUGGCAUGGGAGUAACGGACUGUGUCACUUGCCUGUCUUCCAGAGGCAGGAGCUGGAGUCGGAGAACAAGAAGCUGAAGAAUGACCUGAAUGAGCUGAGGAAAGCUGUUGCUGACCAAGCCACACAGAACAACUCCACCCACAGCUCCCCAGACAGCUACAGCCUCCUGCUGAACCAGCUCAAGCUGGAGCCAAACAUUAAUGCCAGAACAAGUUGGCCCAACAGUGAAAAGCACGUGGACCAGGAAGAUGCCAUCGAGGCUUACCAUGGGGUCUGCCAGACGAACAGGUUGCUGGAGGCACAGCUGCAGGCCCAGAGCCGAGAGCAUGAGGAGGAGGUGGAGAGUCUCAAGGCCCAGGUGGAAGCCCUAAAGGAAGAGAUGGACAAGCAGCAGCAGACCUUCUGCCAGACGCUGCUGCUCUCCCCAGAGGCCCAGGUGGAGUUCGGCAUCCAGCAGGAGAUAACCCGGCUGACGAAUGAGAAUCUGGACCUUAAAGAACUGGUGGAAAAGCUGGAGAAGAAUGAGAGGAAGCUCAAGAAGCAGCUAAAGAUCUACAUGAAGAAAGUCCAGGACCUAGAAGCUGCCCAGGCGCUGGCCCAGAGUGAGAGCAGGCGCGAUGAGCUCACCAGGCAGGUCACGGUCCAGCGGAAGGAGAAGAACUUCCAGGGCAUGCUGGAGUACCACAAGGAGGAUGAGGCCCUUCUCAUUCGGAACCUGGUGACAGACCUGAAGCCCCAAAUGCUGUCAGGCACAGUGCCCUGUCUCCCUGCCUACAUCCUCUACAUGUGCAUCCGGCACGCGGACUAUGUCAACGACGACCUCAAGGUGCACUCUUUGCUGACCGCCACCAUCAAUGGCAUUAAGAAAGUCCUGAAGAAGCACAACGAUGACUUUGAGAUGACGUCAUUCUGGUUAUCCAAUACCUGCCGCCUCCUUCAUUGUUUGAAGCAGUACAGUGGGGAUGAGGGCUUCAUGACUCAGAAUACCGCGAAGCAGAAUGAGCACUGUCUUAAGAACUUUGACCUCACUGAAUACCGUCAGGUGCUGAGUGACCUUUCUAUUCAGAUCUACCAGCAGCUCAUUAAAAUCUCUGAGGGCGUGUUGCAGCCUAUGAUAGUUUCUGCUAUGUUAGAAAAUGAGAGCAUUCAGGGUCUAUCUGGUGUGAAGCCGACAGGCUACCGGAGGCGCUCCUCCAGCAAGAUGGAUGGAGACAACUCAUACUGCCUGGAAGCGAUCAUCCGCCAGAUGAAUUCCUUUCACACAGUCAUGUGCGAGCAGGGUCUGGACCCCGAGAUCAUCCAGCAGGUGUUCAAACAGCUCUUCUACAUGAUCAAUGCUGUGACACUCAACAACCUGCUCUUGCGGAAGGACGUCUGCUCUUGGAGCACAGGCAUGCAACUCAGGUACAAUAUAAGUCAACUUGAGGAGUGGCUCCGAGGAAGAAACCUUCACCAGAGUGGAGCCGUUCAGACGAUGGAGCCUCUGAUCCAAGCAGCCCAACUCCUACAAUUAAAGAAGAAAACCCAGGAGGAUGCCGAGGCCAUCUGCUCGCUGUGCACCUCCCUCAGCACCCAGCAG
Molecule: messenger RNA, 4558 nt
Organism: Trichechus manatus latirostris (Florida manatee)
Lineage: Eukaryota; Metazoa; Chordata; Mammalia; Sirenia; Trichechidae
Gene: MYO5B
Product: myosin VB
Exons: 32
Biological process (GO): actin filament organization; vesicle transport along actin filament
Cellular component (GO): actin cytoskeleton; vesicle; cytoplasm
Molecular function (GO): actin filament binding; microfilament motor activity; ATP binding
Source: RefSeq, a predicted model, not a curated record